AUGGCUUGUGCCACCGCCACCGUGCUGUGGCCGCUGGGUCACCUGCGAGGACACGAGGGUGGCCAGGGCCGCCCCCGCGCCCUCCGCGCCGCCGCCACGGCCGCCUCGGCCAUCGCCACGCUGGCCUACGCCGCCGAGGUGACCCGCGACAGGGCCAGGCCCGGAGAGGCCGCCCCGUACCUGGCCACCCCCUCGGGGUUGCUCAAAGUGGCCGAAGCCUUCCUGGCCCUCCUCCUCCUCGGGCUGUCGGCCGAGCUGGGCGCGGCGUCGGGCCCCGCGGCCUUGCGCUGGUGCCUGGGCAUUUUCUGCGUGUCCUUCGUGCUGGGGGUGCUGCUGGUCGGGGGGUGCCUGCUGGGCUGGGGGUGGUGCGGGUGGAUGAGGGACCCCGAGGGGCUGCGCUGGGGGCUGGGGGUCUACGCUGGGCUGGGCGUGGUGGCCUACGGGGCGGCCACGGUGCUGUGGGCGCUGUACAGCUUCUCGGACGACAUGGGGGGCCAGUCACGGAGACCCUACGGUUGCUCCGCCACGUGCCCCUGGGACAGGAAGGUGCUGGUGGCCGUGCUCAGCGGCCUCAAUUUGGUGGCGUUCGGGGUGGAUUUGGGGCAGACCGGGAGGUUGGUGCUGUUGAGGGCGUGA
Sturnus vulgaris (Common starling) is the source of this 636-nucleotide messenger RNA. Lineage: Eukaryota; Metazoa; Chordata; Aves; Passeriformes; Sturnidae. The record is from RefSeq and is a predicted model, not a curated record.